Molecule: messenger RNA, 3805 nt
Organism: Macrobrachium nipponense
Lineage: Eukaryota; Metazoa; Arthropoda; Malacostraca; Decapoda; Palaemonidae
Product: metal regulatory transcription factor 1-like
Exons: 4
Coding region: 686-3463 (925 amino acids)
Biological process (GO): regulation of transcription by RNA polymerase II
Cellular component (GO): transcription regulator complex; PcG protein complex; nucleoplasm
Molecular function (GO): DNA-binding transcription repressor activity, RNA polymerase II-specific; RNA polymerase II cis-regulatory region sequence-specific DNA binding
Source: RefSeq, a predicted model, not a curated record
UCGGUAAUUAACAUUUGAGUGGCCGUGGCCUUUCCCACCGAAGUGUCCGUCCAUUGACCUGGCCGUUGAUUCUCGUUGUCGAAUCCAUGGAGUUCAACUUCUUGUCAUUGGUGUUGUUGUGAUAUAAAUGAAAGCAUUUUAGAAAUUGAUAAUCCAGAACCUUAAAAGUGUCACAGCUAUAUUGAUACCAGGAAAGUUUUAUGCCUAGGGGUUCGGUUUGAUUAGGACUAGCAGAAAUGGAAAUGUAUAUUCCUUGAGAUUAUAUAUUUAACAGCGAAACCCGUCAUAAAAAAGAUGCUUGAUAUACUAUAUGGAUUUUUUUAUAGUUUUAUUUUCUUAGAGUGAAGCCCAAGUUGAAUCGUUAUUUUAGUGUCUUUUAGUGGGUAGGUGUGAAACCUCCUUAGGCUACGCCCAUCCCUCUCCCCUAUCCAAGGCUUUGGCCUACUUAAUUCUUGGCCGUGCUUAUUCAGGCUACGUCAGGGGAAACUUAUUUCGCAGAAUCCCAUGGUAAUGGGUGACUAAGGUCUCAACCGAAACUUCCGAGUUGCGCUGCGACAUAUGUUCCAGAAUCUUCGAUCGCCGUUCCCGCCUCGAUGCACAUUACAAGACUCAUACAGGAGAGCGGCCGUUUUCUUGCCCCUUCUGCGGCAAGAGCUUUGCCUCAAAGGGCAACUGCAAUACCCACAUGCGUGUGCAUACCCGUGAGAGGCCAUACCAGUGCCCUCAUUGUGAAAAGAGAUUCUCCCAACACGGACAGCUUGUGAUACACAUUAGGAGGCACACAGGAGAAAAGCCUUAUAUCUGUACGCAUUGUAACAAGGGGUUCACUUGCUCAAAGGUGCUGAAAAUUCAUGUCAGAACACACACCGGUGAGAAACCCUUUCAGUGUGAAUAUUGUCACAAGGGAUUUGCGGCGUAUGCCAACUUAGUGGUCCAUAGAAGAAUUCAUACUCGUGAACGUCCAUAUUCGUGUCAUUUGUGUGGUAGAGCUUUUGAACAUUCAGGAAAUCUUAGUAGACACGUGCGUGUGCAUAGAGUAGACAAUGGUGUUCGUUGUAUUCCAUGUGGACAGGUGUUUUCUUGUGACCAGGAUCUGGUGGCUCACACGGCACAUGUUCAUCCAAAUGAACAUGCACGAGAAGAUGAACCUGAAGUUGAGGAGUCAACCCCAACGACUGAAUCCACCAUCAAUAUGCAAGAGUUCAAACAGUUUCAUCCACCACAUGGUAUACAGUCGGUGGCUCCCCCAACAUGCGAACCUCAGAUGACUGUGUUGACACCCAUGGCUCCCCCAGUUUCGACAACCUCUGUGAUAUCACAUUCGGCAGAACCAGAUGAAGUGAGGGACCGUGGGUCCUGUGUAACAUUAAGUGAUUCCGAGGAUUCUGGUCGGGAAUCUGGUGGAAGUGCUGGAUUUUCCUCAUCUCCUGAUCAGCCCUUUGAUAGGCUACCUAAUCAGCUUUCAGGGGCAUCCCUUAAAGUAGAGGAGUCAGACAUAAGUGUUUUGGAUGGAAAAGUACGAUUGAUACCACCAGUAACCCCCUGUGACUCUCCACGAGAGACUUUGAUCCCCUCAGCACCUUCAAGUUGUUCAUUGCCAUCUCAAGCCAUUAGAAUGCCUCCAAAGAAGCAACAGUAUCCAGGAGGACGGUCACCCUUGAAUGCACUGCAGACUUCCAUAUCUUCACAGAAGCAGCUGUCAUCCGAGGUUUUUGCUCAACCUUUAGUCAGCCAUUGCUCAGUUUCUGUUUCACAAGUAACUUCUUUAGCUCCUCCAUUUGUUGCUGUUCCUUUGGAACCUAACUUACUUUCGGAUACCAGUGCCCCAAAUUCCCCACACCUUAAUAUACAUAAGUUAUCCAUCGGUCAGCAACUUUCUUCCAACACUAUAACACCUGUGGGUCUUAGUGCCGCAUCUCAUUCAUAUCCAAAUACUCCACAUGGUGAUCAGCGUCAUGGAGGGUCACCAAAUUAUGUCUCUCAAAUGUACAGAGGCACCACCCCACCCCAGGCCAGAGAAAAUUUAGAAACUAAUCCAUUGGAUCUUUCUCAGUCAGUCAGUGCCCAGACAGAGGGACAGUUUGUUGGAAGUGUUACACAAGGUAAUGCACCCCUCAACCUAUCCCAAAGAUUAGAAGUUCCAACAUCAAGGUUUAAUGAGACAGCCAUUGGGUUAUGUUCUGACAGUGAAGUAGUUUCGACGUCUCAGUCUCUUUUAUCACCUGUGCCAUCUGUGACACCUGUACCUCAUCACCUUCUUGCAACGGCUGCCCCAUCUCCCCCUACAUCCCGGUCUAAUGUCUUGAGGAGAAAAUCUACUGAUGUUGGCCACUCUGAUUGUAAAAAAAACAAAACACGAAAGGUUGCGCCACCACCACUCAUUCCUAUUCACACUCCAGAGGAAAGCACUGCACCUGCACUAUCAUCAUUAGAUGCUUCCAUCACACAACCAGUAGCAUCAGCACUUGAGCCAUUAUCAGGUGCUGUUUCUUUGUCUUGCACGUCUUCAUCUCCCACUUAUGGCCAUGUCAGUCCAACACAAACCUCUAGUUCAAUUACCUCCUCUUCAUGCAAUGUGUCUGAUGUACAAAUUAAUGGCAUACCCUCUCAGAUAAAUUCCUCUUCUGCUUCUAGUACAGUGUCUGUCAUUCAUAGUGCACCUCUAAUGUCACACCAGCCUGCCAUGCAUUCUUCUGCUUUAUCAUUACAUCCUCCUCCUGCUCCUUCCCGGCCUUCAGCUCAACCUCCUUCAGUACUUCCUCCUCCCCCUCCUCCUCCUCCUCCCCCUGUAACUUCUUCCUGGUCAAAAAUGGGAGACUCUACUUCUGACAUCAUUAUAGAUUCUGACAUUCCAAAAGAAAAAAUUAUAGUUUGUCCCAAAAAACCAGAUGGACCACUCACUGGGUUCUGCUCUGGUUUAACCUCUUCCAUAGAAAGCAUGCGAGAAAAUAUCCAGAGGUCGCUAAUGUCACUCCUACCUGGAGGUCACGAGGGUGUAGCUUUCAAGAGGAAGGUGGAGACUGCACUGGUUGCUCUAGUUGGAGAUGCACCUAUGAAGCAGAUGGGAUAUCCUGAAAAGACUGCCGAACAGGUUUUGAUAACAAUUCUGGACAUGGCUGGUAAAAGUCCUUGUGCUGAUGUGCGUGUGGACGAACAGGAACGCCUCAAGAUUAACAUGCGGAAGUUCCUUGAGUAUGGCUUUCCCUCUAAAGCAACAUGGGAGGAACUUGGGUGGAAUGGACGACCAAUCGAGUCCAUUAUGGACAACAUUAUAACUUGGAUAUCCAGGAGGCAGACAGUGGACACAAAGCCAUUUGCUGGAGGACUCUUUGGUGCCGGUACAGGUCCGAGAGCCAUUGGCAAUGCAGAACUAUUUACUGGAGGGCCAACUAGUGGUGGUAGUGGGGGAGGGGGGACAGGAGAGGAACUGAAGGUGAAUGGGUCCCCCCUGAAAGCAUCUUGAUAGUGAAGUGUUUAAUAUGUUGCAUCAGUUAUUGAUAUUUGCAAGUCAUUGAUAGUGCAGGCCCAAAUACAAUUCAGUCAAAAUAGCUGGGAUAGUAUGGCACCAAAAUGGUGCAUAAUACUUCUGGUAAGAGGCUAUGAUUUUUUAAAGUGGUGUUAUUGUGAUGGAGUGAUUCUUGUUGUGUGGAGAACAUUCAGAAUGUGCUGUUUGAGAAACCUUGCAGUGGCAACUUUGCUGUAUGUGAUACCCAGUGGGGGAGAUCCUCAUUAGUCACAGUUGGUAGAGAUAAAUGAUUUGUACAAAUAUUUAUGGUAUUUAUUUGGUUUUAUAAAAAUACAUUGA